This is a messenger RNA of Pseudomyrmex gracilis, 608 nucleotides long. RefSeq names its product pro-corazonin-like (gene Crz). Lineage: Eukaryota; Metazoa; Arthropoda; Insecta; Hymenoptera; Formicidae. The transcript has 3 exons. Bases 159 to 482 code for a protein of 107 amino acids. Gene Ontology annotation, molecular function: corazonin receptor binding. Gene Ontology annotation, biological process: positive regulation of heart contraction. The record is from RefSeq and is a predicted model, not a curated record.
CGGGAAAAAUACAGCUUGUUUCCGCGAGAAUAUACAUACACACUAUUAUAUAAAACUCCUCUCAGACCAAAUCGAGACACACUUUUAACAGAACCUUCUGCGAGAACAUAUCGUUUGAGUAACAUAAAAAGAAAAGAAAGCAAAAAUUAUUUAUCCAGAUGGCCAACAAGUGUAUAUUCAUUCUUCUCGUUCUGUCACUGGUUAUAAGCAUCGUACUUUGUCAAACCUUUCAAUAUAGUCACGGAUGGACCAACGGCAAGCGAUUUGGGUUUUCGAAUUCGGCAGAAAUAUCCAAUCCAGGAGACGUACACUUAACCAGCGGCGACGUGAAAAGAUUGAAGAUGUUGCUGCAUGGAAACGUUGAUGACCAACCGUUGUUGAUUCAGUGUGACCUUAUGAAUAAACUGAAGAAGCUCAUUCACACAAAUAAUUACGCCCUUCAGCUGCGUCGAGAGAAAAUGCAGAACGACGAAAAUUACUGAAAUUUAUAUUCUUUCGGUGUGAUGCUUGUCAUAUGUUGAUUGCUUCGAAGAAGUAGCAUAUAGCGAAUAUAUGUAGAUAGAGACACUUAGUUCUUGUCAGAUUAUAAUAAAUUGCUAUUGCUUAUA